This is a messenger RNA of Colletotrichum godetiae, 1233 nucleotides long. Its product is annotated as FAD dependent oxidoreductase. Lineage: Eukaryota; Fungi; Ascomycota; Sordariomycetes; Glomerellales; Glomerellaceae. Gene Ontology annotation, molecular function: (S)-2-hydroxyglutarate dehydrogenase activity. The record is from RefSeq and is a predicted model, not a curated record. The transcript has 2 exons. Bases 1 to 1233 code for a protein of 410 amino acids.
AUGAGACCGCCGUCUCUAAGACUCCUCAAUGGAGUCGCACGGAUUUCUCGCAGAGGCUUCUCAACCUCCCCCGCGAGAUCCGUCGAUUUCACCCACGUUGUCAUAGGCGGCGGCGCAGUAGGCCUCGCAACAUCCCACCGCCUCGCCACCCGCCCAAACACCUCAACCCUCCUGCUAGAACGCCACACCGCCGUCGGGACCGAAACGUCCUCCCGCAACAGCGAGGUCAUCCACGCGGGCAUCUACUACGGCGCCGGCACCCUCAAGACAGCCCUCUGCGUGCGCGGGAAACACCUCUUGUACGACUUCUGCAAGGAACACCACGUAGGACACGCCAAUACCGGCAAAUGGAUCGUCGCGCAGAACGAGGCCCAACGAGAGGCGCUACAGCGCGUGCAUGAUUUCUGUACCGAGGAAAUUGGUGUCCCUGUUCGAUGGGUAAGCAAAGAGGAAGCAAGGAGGGAAGAGCCGGAAGUCCAGGCACUCGCCGGCGUGCUCGAGUCUCCGACAACGGGCAUCGUCGAUUCGCACGGGUUAAUGGUCGCCUUGACAGGCCUCUUUGAAGACGCGGGCGGCGUCGUGGCGCUCAACUCCCACGUCGUGGGCGUCACGCCGCUAGGCACUCACGGAUCCCAAGGGUGGGAGAUCAACGUCCGCGACCCAUCCACAGGAGAAACGAGCUCCGUCACGACAGAAACCCUGAUCAACGCCGCGGGCUUAGGCGCAGUCGACAUCCACAACAUGAUUGUCCCGCCCUCCCACCACCGACAAAUGUUCUACGCAAAGGGGAAUUACUUCUCCUAUUCGGGUAGCAGCAAACCCGCCCCCAACAUCAAGAGACUCAUCUACCCGGCCCCCGAACCAGGCGCCGGCGGGUUGGGGACGCACCUCACGCUCGACCUCGCGGGCAGGGUACGUUUCGGGCCGGACGUGGAGUGGGUCGAUGCACCCGACAAUCUAGCCGUCAACGGCGCGCGGCUGCCCGAGGCCGUGGAGGCGAUUAAAAAGUACCUGCCUGGUCUCGACGAGAGUGCCCUUGUGCCGGAUUACGCGGGGAUACGGCCAAAGCUGGGGCGGAAGCAGGCUGUUGCCGAGGGCAGCGGGUUCCAUGACUUUGUUGUCCGCAAGGAGGAUGGGUAUGAGGGGUGGGUGAAUUUGCUGGGCAUCGAGAGUCCCGGGCUGACGAGCUGUUUGGCGAUUGCCGAGCGGGUCGAGGAGAUUGUGUACGGGUAG